Molecule: messenger RNA, 1952 nt
Organism: Zea mays
Lineage: Eukaryota; Viridiplantae; Streptophyta; Magnoliopsida; Poales; Poaceae
Molecular function (GO): GTPase activator activity
Source: RefSeq, marked provisional
CCUCGACCCUCCCGACGCGGCAAAGCAAAAACAAAGGGAGGAGAGGAGGGAGAGAAGGGAGAAGACGAGGCCAAAAAUCCCCUCCCCCUCCCCAAAUCCUAGCCCAAUAAUCUCUCAAUCAGGGGAUUCUUAGGUCUGAUCAGGUCGGAGGAUUCGGCAGGGCGCAGCCAUGAACGAAAAGGCGUCCGUCUCCAAGGAGCUCAACGCCAAGCACAAGAAGAUAUUGGAAGGUCUUCUACGGCAUCCUGAGAAUAGAGAAUGCGCAGACUGCAAGUCAAAGGGUCCUCGAUGGGCAAGUGUGAAUCUAGGUAUCUUUAUAUGCAUGACAUGUUCUGGCAUUCAUAGAAGCCUGGGGGUGCACAUAUCUAAGGUAAGAUCUGCCACCCUGGAUACAUGGCUGCCAGAGCAAGUUGCAUUUAUUCAAUCAAUGGGAAACGAAAAAGCAAAUAGCUAUUGGGAAGCAGAGCUGCCUCCUAACUACGAUAGGGUUGGAAUAGAGAAUUUCAUCCGUGCAAAAUAUGAGGACAAGAGAUGGGUACCAAGGAAUGGAACAUCAAAAUCUUCGUCCAGUGUUCGAGAUGAGAAGAGCCAAGAGUCUCCGGCUAGUGCUAAUAGGAGUGGACAUGGUCAUAGAUCUUCAUUUGAGCAAAACCGUGCUUCACCAGCUCUUCCGAGCAAAGUUGCACAUGCAGCUUCAAGGAUAUCCUCUCAGGCAUCACCUCAGCCCCCGAAGGUAGAAACACCAGUUCCAAAGGUGGUUUUACCUCCUCAGUCACAGAAAUCCCCCGCCAAAGUUGAUGCAACACCGCCUAAAGUUGAGAAGCCAUCGGUUACACCACCUCCUAAAGUUGAUUAUGCCACUGAUCUCUUUAACAUGUUGUCAAUGGAUGGAACAACAGAGAAAGAGUCAGCGUCAUCUUCAAACGACGAUAAUGGCUGGGAUGGCUUCCAGUCUGCACAACCAGUACCUAGUUCAGAGAAAAAAGAUUCUGCCAAACCAGCAGAAAGCAAGACCCAGUCUACAUCUGGAAUGGAAGACUUAUUUAAAGACUCACCAGCUGUGCCAUUAUCCUCAGCUCCAGCUGUUUCCCAAGUAAACGCUAAGAAUGAUAUCAUGAGUUUGUUUGAGAAGUCCAAUAUGGUAUCACCUUUCGCUGCCCAUCAACAGCAGCUGGCGCUCAUGUCUCAGCAGCAAGCUCUUCUAAUGGCUGCUCUCAAAGCUGGAAAUGCACCACAAAUGAUGAUUCCAGGGACUGCCAAUCAGCUAAAUGCUAACGGAACCUUGCCUUUCCAAAACUGGACAAAUCUUUAUCAAAAUCCUGGGUCGACUCCAGCAGCAGCACAGAAUGGUGCCACCAAGGUUGCUAACAACAAUCAGGACUUCUCUUCUGGUACCUUCGGUUUUGGCACACCUGGGGUGUACAACAUUAGCCCAACUGUCCCAGCAAAUGGGGCCACGACAGCAGGUGCUAUCAACAACGGCACUGCAUCAACUGCCUCUUCUACUCUCCCCUCACAAUCUGGCAAAGACUAUGAUUUUUCGUCCUUAACUCAAGGAUUUUUCACCAAACGAUGAGCGCCUAGUGAGCUUGAAAACCAAACAGACCACAGGAUCAUGUUGGACGAGGCAUAUUGAUUUAGGGAGCACAAGGGGCUUACACAUGCUUAUUUCGAGGCAGAUUUUCUUCUGGUGGAUAUAUUGUUGUUUCAUGACCUUGUAGCUGUCGGACAAUAAGAGUGGAAAUAUGCCGCAAAAUAGCUUUGUUGUUUCUAAAAGCGAAGAAUACAUUGCCGGUUAUGUCAACGGCUUUUACUCGAGGACCACCUUGUCAGUUAUACAAGUCUAAUGCAGUCUUUUCACUAUGUUGGUCUUGAUUUAUCUACGACGUCGAUACUGAUUACAGAUUGUUUUGUAUUGUAUUUUACGACAAUUGGAUUUUAUUUGUUUCUAC